AUGCUUGAGCAGCGGAUGGACAUCAUAGCACUAAGUCUUGAUAAGCUGUUCUCUAGUCAUGCUAAUGACAAAGACGGGGAGAAAGAUUUAGACGUUGUUGAUGCUAUCCCCACAACUGAAACUGAAGUUGACGCUACUAGAGCUGAAGCUAAUGACGUUGAGGUUGUUGAUGAAACCAUCACCUCCCAUGAAGAUAAUGAAGCUGAGUUCGUUGAUGAAGCCGUCAGAGCUGAUGUUGAAGCUCAUAAUGAAGACCUUCCUUUCACCCCUUCAGCGGAUGCUGGUGAUAAGGAAAAUGAUGAUGAAGACGAUGAUAAUGAAGAUGACGAUGAUUCUUCUACCCUUCCUGACGCUGGAAAGGAUCUCGGUGGUGAUGAUGAUGAAAACGGCAAUGAUGAUGAUUUCAAGAUUCAGUACCACAAACCCACCAGCGCUCUGAAAGGAGUCUCUCUCAGAGAUUCUACAUCCUAG
This is a messenger RNA of Cynara cardunculus var. scolymus (artichoke), 471 nucleotides long. Its product is annotated as prostatic spermine-binding protein-like. Lineage: Eukaryota; Viridiplantae; Streptophyta; Magnoliopsida; Asterales; Asteraceae. Bases 1 to 471 code for a protein of 156 amino acids. The transcript has a single exon. The record is from RefSeq and is a predicted model, not a curated record.